GGCCACUUGUUAGAGCAUUCUUGGGCGGAUUGUUGCAGCUUUCAGCAACCUAAUACGCAUUGUGCUGUGUGGUUUUUUUUUUUGGUCCUUUUUUUCACUUCCAUGUGACAGGAGUGUAACACAAAGCUUCACUGUGUCGGACCCACACGCUGCAGAGCUCUAUUCAGAAGUUUGCACAAAGUGCGUCAACAUGGUGACGGACACCUUACCUGAGGGCUUCACGGACUUCGACAUGUAUGUGUUCGGCUCGCUGCUCCUCCUCGGCGGGGUGCUGGGGUUCGUCCUCAACGGCGUCACCGUCGCCAGCUUCCUGUGUGUCCGGGAGAACAGGAACCCCAGCAGCUUCCUGGUAGUCAACCUGGCCUUGGCCGACAUGAUCCUCAACGUGAACGGAUUCUUGGCCGGCUACGCCACCUACCUCAGACAUUGGCCUUUUGGCCAGCAAGGAUGCGUCUAUCAUGGCUUCCAUGGCAUGAUAUCGGUCCUGGCAUCCGUCAGCUUCAUGGCAGCAAUCGCCUGGGACCGCUAUCACCAGUACUGCACCAGACAAAAGCUCUUCUGGAGCACCACCAUGGUGAUCACCGCCUUCAUCUGGGUCAUGGCUGUCUUCUGGGCCUCCAUGCCCCUCCUGGGCUGGGGGGUGUACGACUUUGAGCCCAUGAGAACCUGCUGCACCUUGGACUACACCAGAGGGGACUGGAACUACAUCUCCUACAUGCUCACCCUGAUGAUUCUUUACAUGACCUUCCCCACCUACAUCUUUCUGACCUGCUACGACGCCAUCAACAGACAGUUCAAGAGGGUCCAUCACCACAGGUUCAACACCGAUAUACCAUUCAGGGUCAUGUGGGUCUGCUGGGGCCCCUACAUCGUAGUCUGUCUCUACGCCUGCCUUUUUGACCCUGAGUACAUUCAUCCAAGGAUAAGAAUGAUGUUUCCCGUCAUGGCUAAGAUGAACCCCAUCUGCAACGUGGUACUCUACUCCUAUGGAAACGAGUUCUUCCGAGGAGGGGUGUGGUACUACCUCACCGGGCAGAGGGUGGCAGAGCCGACUCCGCAGAAGUCCAAAUAGUUUUUUGGAUGAGUUUUGUUCUGUACAGUUGACGUGAUACUCAACUUCUCUUUAGUGAGUGGACUGUUUACAGAAAUGUUGUUGAUUAAAAGGCGUUGGAAUUGAAUUGCAAUUUUUAACUGCACAAUGCAUCAAUAAAUGGAAUAUACAUUC
Messenger RNA from Nerophis lumbriciformis (worm pipefish), 1225 nucleotides. RefSeq names its product retinal G protein coupled receptor b (gene rgrb). Gene Ontology annotation, molecular function: G protein-coupled receptor activity. Gene Ontology annotation, biological process: G protein-coupled receptor signaling pathway; phototransduction; visual perception. NCBI's taxonomy places the organism in Eukaryota, Metazoa, Chordata, Actinopteri, Syngnathiformes, Syngnathidae. The record is from RefSeq and is a predicted model, not a curated record. Gene Ontology annotation, cellular component: membrane.